AUGGAGUCGAGGGCGGAGCGCCGUAUGAGCCUGUGGAGGGGCCGCAGGGAGAGCGUGUGGGGGGGCCGCAGGGAAAGCCUGUGGGGGGGUCGCAGGGAGAGCCUGUGGAGGGGUCAUGAGGAGGAGGACUCCGCCCAGGCCGGGUUCCGGCCCAAACUGGCCAACACGUACAGACUGGAGCCUCUCCACCCGUUCGCGCCCCACCUGCUGCGGCGGGGCGCGGAGGAGCUCCUGGGCGCCUUCGGGGACCUGCAGUACCAGCAGGACAGCUGCAGACGGCUGGCCUGUAGAGUCGCCGACCAGCUGCUGGCUUUGGCCAAAGAGCAGGUGUUUGAAAGGUACAGGUACGUAGUGCAGGUGUCUGUGGGUCAGAAGCUGGGUCAGGGGGUCAAAAUCGCCAGCAAAGCACUGUGGGACCACGAGAAGGACAGUUUCAUCACCCUGAGGUACGAGAACCCGUACCUGUUUGCCGUGGGAACCGUGUUUGCCCUCUACAUGGACUGA
This is a messenger RNA of Colossoma macropomum (tambaqui), 504 nucleotides long. RefSeq names its product tctex1 domain-containing protein 3. The record is from RefSeq and is a predicted model, not a curated record. Lineage: Eukaryota; Metazoa; Chordata; Actinopteri; Characiformes; Serrasalmidae. Gene Ontology annotation, molecular function: dynein intermediate chain binding. The coding region runs from base 1 to 504 and encodes 167 amino acids. The transcript has 2 exons. Gene Ontology annotation, biological process: microtubule-based movement. Gene Ontology annotation, cellular component: cytoplasm; cytoplasmic dynein complex.